Molecule: messenger RNA, 1863 nt
Organism: Lasiosphaeria miniovina
Lineage: Eukaryota; Fungi; Ascomycota; Sordariomycetes; Sordariales; Lasiosphaeriaceae
Product: DNA-directed RNA polymerase I subunit RPA34.5-domain-containing protein
Exons: 3
Coding region: 1-1863 (620 amino acids)
Biological process (GO): transcription by RNA polymerase I
Source: RefSeq, a predicted model, not a curated record
AUGCCGGGGCCACGCGCGCCCAUUGGAACUCUUGGACAACAUGCGACUUCCGGCGUUGGCCUGAGACGUGCUGGUCCCUCUGGACUCUUCGCACCUGCCACAACGUCGAAAAACGGCCUAGUUAACAGUCAGGCUAGCGACAGCGACAGCGACAGCGACAGCGACAGCGACAGCGACAGCGACAGCGACAGCGACAGCGACAGCGAUUCGUCUGGCGGUGGUGACGUCAAGCCCGAUGUGAGAGCAACCUCAGCUGCGACCAAAUUAUCUUCGAGCCACAGCAAAGCUAGCUCUUCCGCCCUGGAGUCCUCGACAUCAGUCAACAAGAAAGGUGGAAGCCAAAAGCUAAACAUGGCUUCUCGAACCAAGGAAGCAAAGCAAAAAUCUCGCCGAAUAGACUCCGACUCCGACUCCGAUUCCGAGUCUGAGGAUUCUUCAUCAUCCGACUCGCAAGACAGCCCCAAAAAUGCGAAACAGAAUUCAAAAUCGCACCGUAUCCAAAAAGGCGCCAAGGUCCAGAUGAACGUGGAGCCAGAUACCGAUUCGAGUUCCGGUAGCGAGAGUGACAGCGAGAAGGUGCCUAAGGCGAAGGUGACAGCAAAGUCAAAGGCAAACACGAAACAAGCGCCAGAUGCCAGAACAGAGAGUGACACAAGCACUGAAGAUUCGUCAUCGUCAAGCGAGGAUUCUAGCUCUGAAAGCGAGGCAGAGAAGAAGCCUGUCAAACAGUCAAAGGCAAAGACAGCACCGCAAAGCCCAAAGCCGGCCAAAGCAGCACCCAAAGUUUCAAACGGGGAUCAAACGUCAAAGGCCUUGACGAAGACCAACAAGGGGAUCAAAAGCCAGGAAUUUGUUGGCACGUCGGAUGAUGGGUCAGACGACAACGUGAAUGAAUCCAUGGCUGUCGAGAAACGGAAGUCGAGCGCUGCCAUUCAUAAAACUCCCGAGAUUAUCGCACAGCACUUCCACUUGCGUAAAGCUGAGGAUAACAUGGAUGCGUUCAAGGUUGCAAAGGUCUUCCGAGACGCCAAGGCUCAGGGCAAGCAGAUUUGGUUCUUCACGACGCCAGUGUCUGUACCGAUCGAGGUCAUCCAGGAGCAAUCUCUCCCGCUUGACAAGAUGCGAGAUGGAAAAACCAUCUUCUCCCACGAUGGAGCCGAGUACUCGGGGGACCUUCAGGAGGCCAUGGACCACACCAUCAAGGUCUUCAUUCCCGGCGAGGCGGGUCAGAAAUAUGAGUCAUUACAACGGCCCAUUGACCGAGUCUUCCAUAUCAAGCGGGUGACGCACUUCAACAUGGAGGGCGAAAGCGCGCUUCUAGCAGCAGCGCCGAAACUACCGCGACCUCAACCAGGGGGUCUUAAGGUUCGGUAUCGUCCCAUCGGGAUCUCAGAUGGUGCGGACGGCAAGACGGGCACGUGCACAUCAUCACCAGAAAAUGACAACGAUGUCGAGAUGACACAAGCUCCAUCUGCGGGGACCUCUUCUGAGACGCCAAAAAAGAAGACCAAGAAACGCAAGCGUGACGUUGUCGACAAAGGAACUCCCAGUCUUGAGGACUCGACUUCGGUGUCGGCCACGAAAACGAAGAAGGUCCGAGUCGGCAAGUCCAAUGCGGCGGCGGCGGCAUCACAAGUCUCGACUCUUGCAAAGACAAUUAAACAGACCCCAGUUGUUCCCCCAACUGUCCCAUCAGUAAAUGGCAACUCUGUAUCUGCUAGGAAUGCAGUGAUUACGAAAGAGAAGAACGCCGAAACUCCUUCCAAAUCGUCUCAGUCGAAGACGAUCACCGGACUUAAGAGCGGCUCCAAGAAGGUGACGCCGGUCCACCCUCCUUCCGUGCCGGGCAUGAAGAGCGCUUAG